This is a messenger RNA of Elephantulus edwardii (Cape elephant shrew), 707 nucleotides long. It is a transcript of the gene TMEM182, whose product is annotated as transmembrane protein 182. NCBI's taxonomy places the organism in Eukaryota, Metazoa, Chordata, Mammalia, Macroscelidea, Macroscelididae. The transcript is spliced from 5 exons. The coding region runs from base 18 to 707 and encodes 229 amino acids. Gene Ontology annotation, cellular component: membrane. The record is from RefSeq and is a predicted model, not a curated record.
AAUCAGUGGAUUGAAAAAUGAGACUAAAUAUUGCUAUCUUCUUUGGGGCUCUAUUUGGUGCUUUGGGAGUUUUACUUUUUUUGGUGGCUUUUGGAUCGGAUUAUUGGCUUCUUGCAACUGAAGUGGGGAUAUGUUCAGGAGAAAAGAAUAUAGAAAAUGUGACUUUCCACCAUGAAGGUUUCUUUUGGAGAUGUUGGUUUAAUGGAAUUGUAGAAGAGAAUGGCUCCAAUAUUUGGAAAUUCUGGUAUACCAAUCAGCCACCAUCCAAGAACUGCACACAUGCUUACCUGUCACCAUACCCUUUCGUGAGAGGCGAGCACAAUUCUACCUCCUAUGAUUCUGCAGUGAUUUAUCGUGGUUUCUGGGCAGUGCUGAUGCUCCUGGGGGUGGUUGCUGUUGUGACUGCAAGCUUUCUGAUCAUCUGCGCCGCACCCUUUGCCAGUCAUGUGCUUUAUAAAGCUGGAGGAGGCUCAUACAUCGCUGCAGGCAUCCUGUUCUCCCUGGUAGUGAUGCUCUACGUAAUCUGGGUUCAGGCAGUGGCAGACAUGGAAAGCUACAGAGACAUGAAGCUGAAAGACUGUGUGGAUUUCACCUCUUCUGUUUUGUAUGGCUGGUCAUUUUUUUUGGCCCCAGCUGGGAUAUUUUUUUCUUUGUUGGCUGGGUUACUGUUUUUAGUUAUUGGUCAGCAUAUUCAGGUACACCACUAG